This is a messenger RNA of Diplodia corticola, 1218 nucleotides long. Its product is annotated as dihydroorotate dehydrogenase. The transcript has a single exon. The coding region runs from base 1 to 1218 and encodes 405 amino acids. Gene Ontology annotation, cellular component: cytoplasm. Gene Ontology annotation, molecular function: dihydroorotate dehydrogenase activity. Lineage: Eukaryota; Fungi; Ascomycota; Dothideomycetes; Botryosphaeriales; Botryosphaeriaceae. The record is from RefSeq and is a predicted model, not a curated record. Gene Ontology annotation, biological process: 'de novo' pyrimidine nucleobase biosynthetic process.
AUGGCGCCCCCACGUGCACCACCACCACCACCACCUCUGACCAUCAACCCCCCGCUCCUCAACUCCGCCAACCCCUGGGCGACCACCCUCUCGCACCUCCUCACCCUCUACGCCAGCCCCUACACCGGCGCCGUCACCACCCGCACCAGCCUCCUCGACGGCUACCCCCACGACGACGCCAUCAACCAAUACACCUUCUUCUCGCCCACGACCCAAACCCCCAGCACCUCUACCACCGACCCCUCCGCAACCAGCGCCAGCGCCAGCGCCAGCCUCAACACCCUCGGCUACAGCCCCCUCCCGCUUCGCACCUACCUCUCCUUCAUCACCACCAUCUCCGCCGCCGCCACCGCGUCAGCUCCCGCCGAAAACGAAAACGGACUCGGCGGAUCAGGCGGCCUCCGCCGCGACAAACCCAUCAUCGUCUCCGUCACCGGCUCGCCCGCCGACGUCGCGCGCUGCUACGACCUCAUCCGCCGCUGCGCCGCCACGGUCUGCAUGCCGCUCGCCAUGGAGGUCAACCUGUCGUGUCCGAACAUCGACGGCGGCAAGCCCGUGCCGGCCGCGUACGACCGCGCGGCGGUGGUGGCGUACCUGGUCGCGCUGAGGGGGGCGGUGGCUGAGGGUGUGGACGCGGACGGGGACGCGGGGGACGGCGAAUCAGUCGAGGGGGAUGGGGAGAAGAAGAAGGCGGUGGUGGUCCCGAUCGGUCUCAAAACACCCCCCUUCACGCACGCAGGCAUGUUCGCUGACUUCGUCGCGGCGCUGACCGACGUCCUCCCCACGCCCAUCUCGUUCGUGACGGCCGUCAACACGCUCGCGCCAUCGCUCGUCCUCGUGCCGUCCAACCCCAACCCCAACCCCGACGCUCCCGACGCCAACACCACCACCACACCGUCGUCGUCGCUGCUCCGCCCCGCCCUCGGCAGCGCCACCGGCCUCGGCACGGGCGGCAUGGCGGGCGCGCCGCUGCACCCGCUCGCGCUGGGCAACGUCUUGGGGCUGACGCGGGCGCUGGGCGCGGCCGAGGCGCUGCGCGGCCGCGUCAUGGUCGUCGGGGUCGGGGGCGUCGAGGACGCGGAGGGGUGGAGGCGGAUGAGGGGGGUGGGGGCGGGGGCGGUGGGCGUGGGGACCGCGUUGGGGAGGUUGGGGGUGGGGGUUUUCGAGAGGAUUUGGAGGGGCGUGGAGGGCCGGGCAACGGCGGGGGCGAGGCUUUGA